This is a messenger RNA of Aspergillus fischeri NRRL 181, 228 nucleotides long. RefSeq lists its product as uncharacterized. Gene Ontology annotation, molecular function: carbohydrate binding. The transcript has 3 exons. The record is from RefSeq and is a predicted model, not a curated record. The coding region runs from base 1 to 228 and encodes 75 amino acids. Lineage: Eukaryota; Fungi; Ascomycota; Eurotiomycetes; Eurotiales; Aspergillaceae.
AUGGAGAAAUCUGCAUUCCCAUCGAACAGCAUGCAAGCCGCUUCACCGAAUUCCCAAAUCACUAAUGCAUUCUCGGGUCAUUCAUUCGCCGGGGCGACUUGGCCCUUUGGAAUGGCCAAAGCAGUAGCAGAUACCCUCAGAGAAAAACAGGCCGGAUUUGCCUACGAUACAAAAUAUGUCCCCGGUUUCUCCCACAUGCACGACUCUGGGACCGGUGGUGUCCAUUAG